CGCCCAUCCCCAACCCACUCCCGCUCCGACGGGAAAAGAAAAGGGGAGGAGGACACGGUCGGUCGCUCGCCGUAGAUCGGAUGAGAAUGAGGUGGACUUCUCCUGUAGAUAAUACCGCGCUUUUCCUCCCUUUUUUAUUUGUUCUCGCGCGAGCUGACUGACGGCCUCGAUUAUCUCCUCCCGCGCGCAUCCCCCGCUGCUCGCCAUUCUUAUCCGCCUGCCCGCCCUCCGCUACCUUUAUAGCUCUCGAGCUUCCCUCCUCCAUUCCCUCACCCAUACCUGAUACCUUCGUCGUGCAGCAGCCUGCAACCUUUCGUCAGCUGAGAGCGUCGAGCCACGCCAUUCUAGCUAGCUAGCUAGCGUCCGUCCGUUCGUUCGCGUGAUCUGCGUUUGCUCGUCCGCCUGAUCUGAUCUGCCUGGGAAUGGAGGCCUACGUCGUGUUCGCGCGCGGCAAGGAGGCGACGAUCAGGUUCGAGGAGCAGGAGGAGGACAUCGGCUGCGCGUCGUCCGAGUCGUCCGCGGCGGGUUCUUCCGCGUCGUCGUCGGACGAGGUGGAGCUCGCCGACGACGCCAGCUCCUCGGGGUCGACCGGUGACCACUUCGAGAUGGCCUCCCUCAUGACGCAACUCCCGAUCAAGAGGGGCCUGUCCAAGUUCUUCGACGGCAAGUCGCAAUCGUUCGCGUCGCUGGCGGCGGUGGACGGCCUGGAGGACCUGCCCAAGCCGCCGGCGAAGCGCCUCAAGACGUCACGGAGCUGCGGCGUCGGCCUCAAAGACGCGCACCGCCGCCGCCUCCCCGCGCCCGCGGUCGGCAAGAAGCAGGCGCCCAGGGCGCGCCUGACGCCGUCGGCGCCGAGGAGACUAGUGCGGGCGCGGCCCCUCGUGGCGGCGAGGCCGGCGGCGGCCGGGCAGCCCCUGUUAUUUGCCUAGGGGAUUCGCCCGCUCGCCUACCCGUAGAAUCACUACAGCGUUAUAUGGUGGUUCGUUUUUUUUUCCUCGCUUGAUACGGUUGUUAGCUAGCGUGGAUCUUGAAAAUGAAAUGGCCAGAGAAGAUUUGGCAUCUGUAAAUAUUUUGCAAGAGAUCUAACACGUUACAGGCUUGCAUCA
This is a messenger RNA of Panicum hallii, 1106 nucleotides long. RefSeq lists its product as uncharacterized. The record is from RefSeq and is a predicted model, not a curated record. NCBI's taxonomy places the organism in Eukaryota, Viridiplantae, Streptophyta, Magnoliopsida, Poales, Poaceae. The coding region runs from base 423 to 929 and encodes 168 amino acids. The transcript is spliced from 2 exons.